AUGGCUUCGAACACCCCAAUCCGGUCAAAGAGCACGCCCUUCUCCAACUCAAUCUUGAAAUCUAAAUCGGUUUUCUUACAUGAAUGGUGGCUUGUCAAGCCUCAAAACCACUGCAACGGUUUUGCUAUUUCUGGCAUUACUUCAAUCGGGAGGGGAGAAAGAGUGUUUGUUUCAACUGUGAUUGUAAAGGUACAUGAAACCAAUGUUGUAGAGACCCAAGAUGGCAUCAUCGUGGGCUUCCGCGGUUUCAUUAACUCCUCUCGUUCAUUCCAAAAUGGUUUUUCUUCUCAGGUAUGCCAACGUUUCUCAAUUGGAUUUCCACACAGUUGGAAAAAGUUGUCUGCUCGUUUAGAAAAUGAAUGUGAUUAUGUGGAUAGAGUUAAUGAUUUUGGCGUUUCAAAUACUCCUUGCCACAAAGAAAUAACGGACGAGACUUUACAGGAAGCUAUAGAAGUUGAAGGUAACAAGAAUAUUAUUACAAGUCUUAGGUUGUCUCAACCACAAGUUGACGUGGUUUAUAAUGGUGAAAAUGGGUUCUCAAAUGUUGAUGACUCAAAUGCUUCUCUCUGCCAAAAAACAGCUGAUAAAUGUUUGCAGGAAGCGGAAGGUAAUGAUGAUAUUGCGAGUCAUAAGUUGCCUCAUCCACAAGUUGAGGUGGCUUAUAAUGGUGAAAGUAAAGUUUCAGAUUUUGACGACUUGAAUGCUUCUUUCCUCAAAAAGACAGCUGAUGUGACAUCAAACGAAGCUAAGGAAGCUGAAGAUGACGACACUGUCGGGAGUCUUAGGAUGCCUCAGCUGCAGGUUGACGUGAUUAAUACUGGUGAAAAUGGAGUUUCAAGUGUUGCUGCAGCUGAAAGUAAUCAAUCUAAGAUGGGUGUGUUUGAAUUUGAUCCUGUCUUGGAGCAAAGCAGUGUCAAAUCUCCACUUCACCCGAAGAAAUUGAAGUUAUCUAGUGACUGCAAGGAGAAUAAUGAACGUAUCAAGCAGACGAUUGUAGAGGAUCCUGGUAGUUUAUGUAGAAGGGUGGUGACAAGAAGCAUUGCCAAAAAUAGUCUUAUAAAGGAUCGGAAAGUUGAAGCAAAAUGUUUUACUUCUCCUGUUAGAAGAUCCUCUAGGGGUAAAAAAUUAUAA
Molecule: messenger RNA, 1131 nt
Organism: Lathyrus sativus (Indian pea)
Lineage: Eukaryota; Viridiplantae; Streptophyta; Magnoliopsida; Fabales; Fabaceae
Source: the annotation of a GenBank genome assembly